AUGUCUAAACGAACAGCAGAUCUCGAAGAAGAGCAAUCCGCCGCUUUAAAAGCUGGACAGCGACCUCUGUCAGAAGCCCCACCUGACGAAGUUGGAGAAUUUGAAGACGAAUUUGAGGAUGAGUUUGAAAGUGAAGAUGAAAUCCUGGAGGCGGGAGUGGAUGGUCGGCCAGAUGAGGAAAGAGAGGCCGAAGAGAGGGAUGCGAUGGACGUCGACAAAGAGACAUUUAUUCCAGGAAGAACAAAACUAGCGCCUGGCGAGACGUUAGCCCCGGAUCCCUCGACAUAUGAUAUGCUACACACCCUCAGCACACCAUGGCCAUGCCUCUCGUUCGAUAUUGUUCGUGAUAAUCUAGGAGACAACCGAAAGACCUUUCCGGCUACCGUCUACGCCGUUGCGGGUACCCAGGCUGAAACACCUCGUGCAAAGGACAACGAGUUGAUGGUGCUCAAGUUGUCCGGACUUGGCCGUAUGGAGCGAGAGAACGAAACGGACUCGGAAAGUGAUUCGGAUUCAGACGAUGAGGGUGCAUCAGACCCAAUUCUUGAAUCCAAGACGAUACCACUAGGAUCCACAACAAAUCGUAUUCGAGCGCAUCAGACCCCCAACACUUCCGGUGAUUAUACGAAAGCCCCACAGACAAUCACUGCGACAAUGUUGGAAAACUCUCAGGUGGUUAUACAUGAUGUUACACAGCAUCUAGCAAGCUUCGAUGUUCCCGGUACUAUUCUUCCUCCUUCGGCAUCGAAACCUAUUUCCACUUUGCGUAUGCACAAAUCUGAGGGUUAUGCAUUGGACUGGUCGCCUUUACAGCCGUUAGGCAAACUACUUACAGGUGAUAACGAUGGUCUUAUCUAUGUAACAACGAGGACAGAAGGAGGCGGUUGGGUUACAGAUUCCAGGCCAUUUGUGGGACAUACUUCCUCCGUCGAGGAGCUACAAUGGUCCCCCAACGAGAAGAAUGUGUUUGCAUCCGCGAGUAGUGACGGCUCGGUGAAGGUUUGGGAUGUGCGAUCAAAAUCCCGCAAGCCAGCUGUAGACGUCAAAAUUUCCAACACAGAUGUUAACGUCAUGAGCUGGUCGAAUCAGACUUUCCAUCUUUUAGCAACAGGUGAUGAUGCCGGCCAAUGGGGCGUCUGGGAUCUUCGACAAUGGAAACCAGGUUCCUCUCAAUCCAGGCCAUCGCCGGUGGCCUCUUUCGACUUCCACAGAGAGCCUAUCACGAGUAUAGAAUGGCACCCAACCGACGACAGCGUUGUUGCCGUGGCUUCAGCAGAUAGCACACUUACGCUGUGGGAUUUGGCUGUUGAGCUUGAUGUUGAGGAGAGUCGCGAUGCCGGGAUGAGUGAUAUCCCUCCUCAAUUACUUUUUGUGCACUACAUGGAUUCUGUCAAGGAGCUGCAUUGGCAAGCUCAGAUGCCUGGAACAGUGAUCGCUACGGGUGCUAGUGGUUUUGGUGUUUUCAAGACCAUCAGCGUCUAG
Talaromyces marneffei is the source of this 1482-nucleotide messenger RNA. RefSeq lists its product as uncharacterized. The transcript has 3 exons. Gene Ontology annotation, molecular function: protein binding. The coding region runs from base 1 to 1482 and encodes 493 amino acids. NCBI's taxonomy places the organism in Eukaryota, Fungi, Ascomycota, Eurotiomycetes, Eurotiales, Trichocomaceae. The record is from RefSeq and is a predicted model, not a curated record.